AAAACUGCACACAGGGAAUGUUCAUUGUUUCUUCCUAGUAUAUAUUAUUAUAUUUAAAAAAUUUUUUUAACUUAGAAUUUGUAUUACAUAAUUGAUUAUUUCUUGUGCGAAAUAAUUAAUUAUUUUUUUUAUCCUGAACUGUUUUGCAAGAGCAUGUUAUUUAAGAACACUUUAUACAUUAAUUCAUGAAUGAAUGUUACUUAUGUAAAUGGUAGUGUGGGUUGUAUGACCGCGUGUAUAAUCAUAUAUAUAUGAAAAUUGCCUCUCUCUCUCUCUAUAUAUAUAUAUAUAUAUAAUUAUAUAUGUGAUGUAUAUAUAUAUAUAUAUAUAUGGUCAUUUCAAACGGCUCGCGCAUACGAUUGGUUAUUCAGUUAACCGUUUCUACAUGGACGCUGCUGUUCGUUUCGCCAGCUCCGGUACAACGAGCGAAAUGUUCCUCAUUAAGUUUCCGGAUAAAUUUUUCAUGAAGACCCGCGACGUCGUGCACGCUAAACCAGGCAGGAGCAUAAUAUCACUAUCGAUACGCAUAUGGAAGAUGAUAACCUGAAAGCCCCGUGCACACCAAUCGCGACACGAUAAGUUUGAGGUUAUGUUUACUCACACGGUGAGCGUCUCCCGCUCACGAGGCAAAAAAUGAUAACAGCAGCGUUUCGAGGGUGAUUCGAAUUCCGCACGUGUCUGCGCGCGCGAGAGGAUGGAGCCGCUGCGUGUGCUUUGCAAUCACAAGUUGGACACUCUCGACGAGUCUUGGAUCAGUUCGGUAUGGGAAGCCGAGUUCGUGAACUACCAGGAACCACCUGACGAGUACCUGGCGUAUCUCGAAAGCAACGACGCGAAGUUGCAGCUGCGCGAGACUUGUCAUAUCCUGAAGAAAUGGAUCGCCGUGAACUGCGACGAACAGUGCAAGUUCUCAUGGCAGGAUUUGAUGGUCCUGGGCAUCAACGUGCGCGGCCUGCUGGCCGUGUUGGAUUACAUAAUGAAGACCGGUCAGCGUGUCGGCAGCGACAUGGCGUCCAGGCAGGCCUGCCUGGACGCUACCAGUCUGUACCUCAUGCUGCUCACGGUACCAGGGAGCAGUGUGUUUAGCGUGUAUCACCCGUGUCUGUAUGAGCGGACGAUGAAAACGUUGAAAAUGUCAGAGAGUAUAUUUUCUUCCAGGCAAAGUAGCGCUAGGGAGACGGCAGGUGCUUCCAGCUUGGACGAUGACGAUCAGUCGGAACAACCCGCACUGUCACAUUCCGAGAAGGUGAGCCUCGUUCGAGGAAUAAGUAGGAUUAUCUGUGACCUGAUGACAAUGCUCAAGUUAUUCCGGCUCAAGGAGCGGCAGGAGCUCCUGGAUCUCACGAUACGCACGUUGCUAGAUAUCAUGAGACUGGUGAUGUACACCGAUGAAUCUUACGAUAAUCAAGAAGGAUUGAACUCGGACGUGGGGUCGUUGUCUAAGAAGGCUUUCGCGGCUCUGCGAGAACUGUGCAGCGGCGAUCACGAAUCCGUCACUCUGACCAUAAUGUUGAUAGCUCAGUAUAUGCUACCUCACCUGUUACUCCAGCAGACCAACAGCCACCAGCCAAAGAUGACGGUCGUGCACGAGACGUUCAUAUACUUUCUGAAAACGGUGCUGGACAUUCACAGCAAGGAGACCUCAGUGGGGAUCAUAACUCUGAUACACCAGCUGAUGGUGCGUUAUCCGGAGAGAUCGGAGGGCCGUCAGAGGCAGGCGACCGUCGUGGUGAAACUACUGAAUAUAUGCGACAAGAACACCGCUGUGGCGGUUUUCCGGGACAUAACGUCGUACUCGCACAGCGGCAAAUUCCUUCACAGGCUGUUCGCGCAGGAGAUCGUCGAGAAACUCUUCAGGGAGUCCGAGUUGCUGCGCAACGAUCGGCACGGAGACACGAGCAUGAAGAUGAGGAGGAUCCUGGUAGCCAUUAUACUCUCCCGUUGCAUGGAUCGCUCGCCCUUGGUGAGGGGAAGAGCGAUGGCCACGCUCGCGUCCCUGUCCGAUUGCAACGACGACACGGACAGGGCCGUCCUGAAGGGCAUCUUUGGAGCAACAGCGGCGAACAAGCGGUUCGCCACUAUCGCUGACAUGGUGAAUGCCUUCGAAGACACAGACCCAUUACCGGGAUCGGACACGUUGAUCGCCAUGUUACUGGACAGAGUGAACGACGAGCGCGCGAUGGUGCGGCGAAGCGGCCUGAAGAUUCUAAGGAACCUCUCCGUCAUGUUCCCGUCGAUCGCCGGCCGGAUGACCCACGUGAUAAGCGAGCGCUGCAGGGACCCGAUGCUGUCGGUCCGGCAGUUCGCGGUGCACGUCCUGUCCGAGAUCCUGCAGCAUUUCCCGCACGACUCGGCACUCCUGCACGAGUGGACGCAGGCGGUGGUGCCGCAGAUCUACGACGUCGAGAGUAAAGUGCAGGAGAAGGUGUUGGAGUGCCUGCACGACGUGCUGAUCAACAGGAUAGGCAACGCCUCGGCGUGCAGGCCGGACAGCCUGCCGUGGAGGGUCCUGGACAAACUGAACAACAUGAGAAUGAGGAAGCAUCUAUCGAGGGCGUGCGGCCUCUGGGUAAAGUGCAACGUCAUCAGCAAGUCCGUGAUCUCGAAUCUGCAGUCGCACGUCGGCACCGGCAACAACAUAGGCGCGUGGAUACUAUUGGCCGCAUUGGCCGAGAACAUGACGAUCCCGGGCAUCGGCCGGUACAUCGCCGACUACGAGAACGUCGUCUGCAAGAACGACCUCCACGCGAGCUUGGUCCUGCACGUUCUGCGCCACGCUUGGCCCUGCCUCGACCGUGAACGCCUGCAGGAUCUAUGCCGGUACCUCUACGCGCGCAUGUGCAGCUUCCAGGUAAACUUCAACCUGAUCAGCGUGUGCUUGGACAUCUGCCACAACGUGCUGCAGCACUUGCACGAUAGGAACGUCAUAGAGUCGUAUAUGGCCGAGCUGGUGGAACUGUCGGAGACGAAGGUGCGGGACAUCCUGAAGGAGGACGGUGAGGCGCACAAGAUGAGGGUGAUCUUCACCUUGGGCCACGCGUCGCUCCUGUGCACCAGCAGGAUCUCCAAGUCGACGCUGCAGGUCCUACGGACACUGUUGUUGGACCCGUUGGCAACCACGAAGCGCCUGCAGACGGCCGCGGUAGUGCUGCUCUGUCAGCAGGCGUUAAGGGAGCGCGAUGUCGCGAAGAGGGUCACGCCGGUGCUCGGCGAGCUGAUACGCCGGGAGACCGGCUCUACUAAGGCGGCCGUCAAGAUAAACGCCGCGAAGGCGUUGGCCGACAUCUGCGUGAGGUUCACCACGCUGGUGGAGCCGUACCUGCCGGACAUGUGCGUCAGCAUGAAAGACCCGGACCCGGCCGUGCGAGAGGCCGUGAUCGUCAUUUUCAUCCAGCUGCUGCUCGAGGAUUACAUCAAGGUGAAGGGUCCGUUCUUCUUUCACAUAUUGACGAUGCUGUCGGACACGAACAGCAUGAUACGCGAGCUCACGGUGUUCUUGGUGGAGGAGAGGCUCCUGAUGAAGAACAAGGCGCUGAUCUCGCAACAGUUCCUCGCGAGCAUAUACUACUACAACAAUUACCACGGCGGGGACGCGGUCUGCAGGUACAGAAUGCGCGACAGGGACAAGCAGGCGCUGACGUUGCCCGGAAGAGCGAACCGGGACAAGCGCCGUCUUAUUUACGAGUUCAUGCUGGACCACUUGGACCCGCCAGCCAAGUUCAAGCUGCUCGUCGGCUUGACCAAGUACAUCCUCGCCGAGAUAUGCGACGGCAAGUCUAUCGACGUCAGGAGAGAGGAGGAUGCGUGCGUCUUGCAAGACGCGCUGUUCGUCAUAAGUAAUCACCGCCUUCAGCUGUCGUCCACCACGGAGAAGCACAAGGACGACUCGCAUGAGCUCGACGAGACCGUCGAAUCCUCCCAGAACACUUCUACUAGUGCCGCCAACAACAAUGCGAUUAAUAUCAUCGCGACGAACAUGAAGAAGCACAAUUUGGACAAUUUGCUGCCCACGUUGAUCACGCUCAAGAAGAAACUGCACGCGUCGCCCUUGGAAAGCAGCGUGGAGAGACUGUUGUUCAAGGUCUACUCGGACUUCGAGAAGAAGCAUCUGCUCAGUUUGCUCAAUGAAUACCCCGAAUUGGAAAAAGAUAUGGAGUGUUAUCAACGGAGGGUGAGGGGUAGAUCGACUUCAGAGAACGACGACGACGACGAAGCUAUCGGUAGUUCGCCGCCCACGACACCCACGAUAUGCCACGAUAAGGAUUCGCCAGUGGACGUAUCAAGGCGAACAUCUUUGCGAGGGGUCAGUUCACCUUCACCGUUACCCUCAACCUCGGGGGUAUCAAGCUGCACGAGUGGUAGACUGAGUUCUAGUAACUGCUCGCGAAUCUCAUCGCCCUACGAUAAGUUAAUGAAGAACGUGUCGGUGCGUCUGGUUAGAUUGUCACCGGCAAGAUUGUCCUUAUGUUCGAGUUUUAGUACCAGCACGCCUAAAGCGGCACGGGAUCAAAACCCCGGCACUAGCUACUCCCCCUCCACUUACGUCCGGCGAGUCAAGAAGCCGCCGGACGAGCUAAGACCGUCGCUGGACAGAAGUCCUCCGCGCAAAAGUUCGAGGCGGAGUAACGUGUGAGGGUGAUCGCGACUCGCGUCGCAAACAUCGCCGGGUGUUCCCUUUCGUUCUUUCACGAGGUGGCCUGCGUGGAAAAUCGCCUACCUCGUAACUUUCGCUG
Molecule: messenger RNA, 4733 nt
Organism: Dinoponera quadriceps
Lineage: Eukaryota; Metazoa; Arthropoda; Insecta; Hymenoptera; Formicidae
Product: lymphokine-activated killer T-cell-originated protein kinase
Exons: 2
Coding region: 695-4633 (1312 amino acids)
Biological process (GO): meiotic chromosome condensation; protein phosphorylation; mitotic chromosome condensation
Cellular component (GO): cytoplasm; condensed chromosome, centromeric region
Molecular function (GO): ATP binding; histone binding; protein serine/threonine kinase activity
Source: RefSeq, a predicted model, not a curated record